Messenger RNA from Penicillium concentricum, 1553 nucleotides. RefSeq lists its product as uncharacterized. Gene Ontology annotation, biological process: ubiquitin-dependent protein catabolic process; protein deubiquitination. The transcript has 5 exons. Gene Ontology annotation, cellular component: cytoplasm. NCBI's taxonomy places the organism in Eukaryota, Fungi, Ascomycota, Eurotiomycetes, Eurotiales, Aspergillaceae. The record is from RefSeq and is a predicted model, not a curated record. Gene Ontology annotation, molecular function: cysteine-type deubiquitinase activity. Bases 9 to 1553 code for a protein of 514 amino acids.
CUACAAACAUGUUUAACCUAGGCGUUCAGGUCAUCAACGGCCAAAAGACCUUUAUACCACUAGAAAACAACCCAGAAGUCCACACGCAUCUAUGUAAGAACCUCGGAGUAUCCCCGAGCCUCACCUUCCACGAUAUCCUCUCCACCACCCCAGAAAUGCUCUCCUGGAUCCCACGACCUGUAAACGCCCUCAUCCUCCUUUGCGACAAACCCAUCUAUCUCGCCGCGCGUUCUGGUGUCGAACAUAGCAUCCCCGAAUAUCUCGGUAGCGGGGUCGACGAGCCCGUAUUGUGGAUGAAGCAGACAAUCGGACAUGCGUGUGGGCUGAUGGCAUUACUGCAUGUGGUUGUCAAUUUGGAGAAUGGGAAAUAUGUCACGGCUGGAUCGGAGCUGGAAAAGAUUGUGAAUCUGGCGGUUGAUCUGGGGCCGGUGGAGAGGGCACGGCUCUUGUAUGAUUCGAGGUUUUUGGAAGAGGCGCAUAUGGAUGCGGCGUCAGAGGGAUGCUCAAUUGUGCCUCUACCACAGGAGGAAUGUGGAUUUCAUUUUAUUGCUUUUGUUAAGAAAGAUGGGAAGGUUUGGGAAUUGAAUGGGGGAAUGAAUGGGCCAUUAUUGCGCGGUGAAUUGGAAGGGGACUUGUUGGGAGAGGAAGGGUUGGAUAUGACGGUAAGGGAGUUUUUACAUGCUGCCGACAAGGAAGUUCAUAGGGGGAUGAUUCUCAUCACAGGUGCCACAGGCAAACAAGGAGGUUCCGUGGUCAAGAACCUUCUGGAGAAAAGUGCCCCUUUCAAGAUUCUCGCCGUGACUCGUAAUACCAAUUCCACGGCUGCCAAGAAGCUCGCCCAAAAGUCUUCCAAUAUCACAUUGAUUCAAGGCAACCUCGAAGACCCAGCGGCCAUCUUCGAGAAUGUAAAGCGUCAAGCCUCAACCAUAGUUUGGGGCGUGUUCAGCGUCCAGGCGGCCAAUCCCAAAAACGAUGAUGAGAGACUACUUUGUGUACAGCUCCGUCGACCGCGGCGGCGAGAAAUUAGACCAAAACCCAACCCCAGCCCCACAUUUCAUUUUCCAACACGAGAUCGAGAAGCAUCUGAAACAAAAAGCAAAAGGGACCGAGAUGGAAUGGACAAUUCUCCGUCCCGUGGCCUUUUUGAGAACUUCACCCCGGAUUACUUCGGAAAGGUGUUCACCACGGCAUGGCAGAUGUCUCUCAAGGGCAAGCCGCUGCAACUGGUCGCGACCAGUGGUAUUGGCUUCUUUACGGCGGCGGCAUUUAUGAACCCCGAGGCGUCGAAGAAUCAUGCAUUCUCGCUUGCUGGAGAUGAAUUGACCUUUGAUCGCAUGUCGGAAAUAUUCAAAACCUUGACUGGCGAAGAUGUACCGACCACUUAUUGGAUUUCGGUUUGGUUGAUGUUGGUUAGUGUUAAUGAGCUGGGGGUGAUGUUCAAAUGGUUUCAUGAUGAGGGAUAUGGUGCCGAUAUUCCGGCUUUGAAACGACUGAACCCUAGGUCGAAGACUUUUGGUGAUUGGUUGAAGGAGGAUAGCCAAUUUGAGGGGUGA